AUGCCCGCGCCGACCGCCUUGAAGCAGGCCGACGAAACCCCGCUUCCUAUUGAAGCCACUGUUGUCGAGCAGGAAGGCGGAGAUGAAUUCAUCCUUGACGCUUCGGAAGCCGUGACUGGCGAGGGAGAGUUCAUGGCUCCCCAAGACCACGACGACGACGAGUCCAUGGCUGUCGACGAAGAGGGCCGGCCUCGAUUUGCCCCCGCCAAGGAUAUUGACCCCGUUACACGAGUCGAAACUCGCAAAGUGCCGAUCCCACCGCACCGAAUGACACCGCUCAAACAGAACUGGACCACCAUCUACCCUCCUCUCGUCGAACACCUCAAGCUACAGUGCCGUAUGAAUGUGGCACGCAAAACUGUGGAACUGAGAACAUCCAAAUUCACUACCGACUCUGGUGCUUUACAAAAGGGGGAAGACUUUGUUAAAGCUUUUACACUGGGCUUUGAUGUCGACGACGCCAUUGCGCUGCUGCGCUUGGAUGACCUCUACAUUGAGACAUUCGAGAUUAAGGACGUACGAACCAUGCAUGGAGAUAGUCAGGCUCGCGCUAUUGGCCGAAUUGCGGGCAAGGACGGCAAGACUAAAUUUGCUAUUGAGAACGCCAGCCGUACACGGGUUGUCUUGGCCGACUCCAAGAUCCACAUCCUGGGAGGCUUCAAGAACAUUCACAUGGCUCGUGAAUCUAUUGUCAGUCUGAUUCUCGGAAAGCCUCCCGGAAAGGUGUAUGGCAAUUUGCGCACAGUUGCUGCGCGAAUGAAGGAGCGAUUUUAG
This is a messenger RNA of Akanthomyces muscarius, 774 nucleotides long. RefSeq lists its product as uncharacterized. The record is from RefSeq and is a predicted model, not a curated record. Gene Ontology annotation, cellular component: nucleolus. NCBI's taxonomy places the organism in Eukaryota, Fungi, Ascomycota, Sordariomycetes, Hypocreales, Cordycipitaceae. The coding region runs from base 1 to 774 and encodes 257 amino acids. Gene Ontology annotation, molecular function: RNA binding. The transcript has 3 exons.